AUGGAGGACCUAUCCAACUGUUUGAAGGUACCACCUUCCGAUUUUAUCUGCAGUAAAACCACUACCUACCUUAUCAAGGAAAGACCCAUCUGUGAAGUUGAAUUGAAAACUAAACAACUGCAAAUCAUUCCAAAGGAUUGUGACACCAAAGUCACUAAAGGCACCUUUGAAAUUUUGGCAUCCAAUAAGUACCAACCAAUGGCUAUUUAUAGUCACUAA
This is a messenger RNA of Ceutorhynchus assimilis (cabbage seed weevil), 219 nucleotides long. The record is from the annotation of a GenBank genome assembly. Lineage: Eukaryota; Metazoa; Arthropoda; Insecta; Coleoptera; Curculionidae.